Colletotrichum higginsianum IMI 349063 is the source of this 240-nucleotide messenger RNA. RefSeq lists its product as uncharacterized. NCBI's taxonomy places the organism in Eukaryota, Fungi, Ascomycota, Sordariomycetes, Glomerellales, Glomerellaceae. The coding region runs from base 1 to 240 and encodes 79 amino acids. The transcript has a single exon. The record is from RefSeq and is a predicted model, not a curated record.
AUGGAUCGCUCCACAUAUUCUCGACCGACGACGUUCUCCAUCUACCUUCCAGCGAGAAGCAAGUUGAGUACGAGUCCGAGUCCGAGUCCGAGUCCGACUUCUCUGACUUCCACGACGACGACGACGACGAUAAUGAAGAAGGAGAAGGAGAAGGAGAAGGAGAAGGAGAAGGAGAAGGAGAAGGAGAAGGAGAAGGAGAAGGAGAAGGAGAAGGAGAAGGAGAAGGAGAAGGACAAGUAG